CGCGACUUCCUACUAGAUGGUCGUCUGUACUGUACGACAACGUGAUCGUAACUACGACUAGCAUGUGGUGAACAUUUACAAAUAAGUGAAGUUAAUUAAUAUUUAUGUUACAAGGGUGUUAUAUUUGUCAAUACAAGUUUGCAAUUGAUCGGAGAAUGUGCCUUAACUUCUGACUGAUCGCUCGGCCGGCACGGGCAUGGCGUACUACCGUUGCGGGCCGACGGCCAUCGGCAGCCGCGCCUCUUGGUCGGUGACGUCGCCCGCCGACCAGAACACCUUCGAGCGCCCGCUCAGUGGAAACUUCGACAGGAUCUUCAAUGCGUUCGAGAGGACCAACGCGUUCGAGUACGUGCGCAGUACUUUUGAGGGCGGGGCGGAAGUGGUGGAGGAGCGGGGCACGGGGCGUACUGAGGCGCUGGUGCGGCGCGUGAGCAGCAGUUUCGAGCGCGCUGAUUGCGCGCUGGCGGCGCAGACACCCUGUGCGGCUGAUGAGGAUUACUACAGGGAGAAGAUCCUGUACUCGCAGGCGAGGCAGCUCUUCCCGCUGCAGGAGGACCUCGCCGACUGGAUCAAUAAGACUAUCGGCACGAAUUACCUGACCGGGGAGAAUUUCCUGGAGGCGUUAGACAACGGCGCCGAGCUGUGUCAGCUGGCGGCUGUCAUACAACAGCGCGCUAAGGAGGCACUCGACCAGGGCCUCGUCGUCGGGCCAGUGCCUCAGCUGCGCGGACGCUGCUGGCAGCGCGCAGCGCGGCGGAGCUUCUUCAGCCGUGACAAUGCCGACAACUUCCUCACCUUCUGUCGCGAUCUCGGCGUCCACGAGAACCUGCUUUUCGAGAGCGAUGACCUAGUGCUGCACAACCAGCCGCGUCAGGUGGUGCUGUGCCUGCUAGAGGUGGCGCGGCUGGCGACGCGCUAUCGGCUGGAGCCACCGGGCCUGGUGCAGUUGGAGCGGGAGAUCGCGCAGGAGGAACGCGACUCCGGUCUCGACUCUGCCAUGUCCACCGCCGCCUGGCAAUUCCGCGACCUCACGCCGCCGCCUCACGACACACGCGACACACAGCCCGAGGAGACUCGACACAAGAACACAGCAGAGCCUUCCACGACGGCACAGGACCAGAAUGACUGCCAGCCGGGCGGCGACAACACGGACGCGGAGAGUACGCGCUCCGACGCCGCCAGCAGCGACUCCGACGUCCCGCUCAGGCCCACCAACGAGCUCGACAAGCGGGUGGCGUUGGUGACGCGGCUGCUGGAGCGCGGCUGCAGCUGCUCCUCGGCGCGCUGCUCGCGCCUGCUCAAGGUGAAGAAAGUGGGCGAAGGCCGCUACAACAUCGCCGGAAGAAACGUCUUCAUACGGCUGCUGAAGGGUCGGCACAUGAUGGUGCGCGUUGGCGGCGGCUGGGACACGCUGGAACAUUUCCUGUCGCGCCACGAUCCCUGCCAGGUGCGCCUCGUGGCCCCCGCGCACAUGGCCGGCGCCCCGCCCGCGCCCGCGCCCCCACCCGCCUCUACCGGCACUGCACCGCUCACCCCAGACCUCCCACUCGACGAACUCGACGCCAAGCUCUCCCCCAUUAGAAUUUCCCCGGCCACCAGCAAAACCUCCAUAGCCAGCAGGGACCGCUCCGGCACCACCACACCGGUAGAUAGCAAAGCUUCCACUAGUGGUAAGUCCUCGCCGACGGGCGGGACCGCUCCGAACAAAAAAGACGGCGUCGUGGUCUCCUCCACGCCGAACAAGGCACGCCUAAAGUCCGCACUCACGCUGCCCAUCAAAGCGGACGUCCCGCGCGCCCGCAAGCAGUCCGCACCCAGCUUCAGCACCCCCAACACCCCUACCAACCGGUCGAACCGCGCCCCCGGCGAGCUGCGGAAGUCUCUCACUUCAAACACUUUGCUAAAUGCGCCAAAGAAAUCUAGAAGUAUGAGCCUCGGGGUGCAGAAGGACGAGAAGCCGUAUGGCGCGGAACGGUCGGGUAAGAGCAAGAGCCGCAGCACGACCGCGACGCCCGCGCCCACGCCCACGCUCGGCAACCGCAAGGCUCGCAGCCAGAGUCUCGCCUCUACGCCGGUCAACGAGCCGCGCAGGAGCUUCGCCGCCAGCAACGGGUAUGCCAAGAAAACGCGCAGCAUGAGCCUGGCGACGACGGCGGACUUCGGCAAGCCGCUAGUGAAGAGCGUGUCGCUGUCGACGGGCGGCGCGCCCAUGACGCAGGCCGCCAUCGAGGAGAGCAUCCGGCUCUCGCUGGCCGCCACGCUCGUCGACGACUCCUGCCCCAAGAGGCCCUUCCUGCACAUCAAAGCCAAAUACAGAAGUCCGCCUCCGCGGGAAGUUCCCCCCAGAUAACUUUCUACAACUCCGUUCAUUCCACUAGUUGUACAGUCUGACGCGAGGUGGGGGUGGGAGGUGUCCGAGGCAAGCCCUAAGUUCGCGAGCUAAGCAUUAAGUAGAUCUCCUAAGUAAUCUCAUUUGUUUAACCACGUAGCUAUAAGUUGCAAAUCACGUUUAUUAACUCGAAGGAGCCUAGUCAUAAUGAGUUUGUUUAAAAAUAUUGUAUGUAUUAUUAUUAUUAUUUGUAAUA
Molecule: messenger RNA, 2585 nt
Organism: Papilio machaon (common yellow swallowtail)
Lineage: Eukaryota; Metazoa; Arthropoda; Insecta; Lepidoptera; Papilionidae
Gene: gas2
Product: growth arrest-specific protein 2
Exons: 10
Coding region: 197-2350 (717 amino acids)
Biological process (GO): actin crosslink formation
Cellular component (GO): actin filament
Molecular function (GO): actin filament binding; microtubule binding; cytoskeletal adaptor activity
Source: RefSeq, a predicted model, not a curated record